Messenger RNA from Moesziomyces antarcticus, 5616 nucleotides. Its product is annotated as WD40 repeat-like protein. NCBI's taxonomy places the organism in Eukaryota, Fungi, Basidiomycota, Ustilaginomycetes, Ustilaginales, Ustilaginaceae. Gene Ontology annotation, molecular function: ubiquitin binding; hydro-lyase activity. The transcript is spliced from 6 exons. The record is from RefSeq and is a predicted model, not a curated record. Bases 1 to 5616 code for a protein of 1871 amino acids. Gene Ontology annotation, biological process: protein deubiquitination; double-strand break repair via homologous recombination.
AUGUCGGGCAGUACAGGUAAAGUUGCGUGUUCGUUGGGUACGAGUCUGUCCUCGCGUCAGCUUGUGGCUGGGGUGAAGCAGCUCAUCCCCGCUCUUUCGUCGGCACGGCACAAGGGUCAAGCAGGGCGCAUUGGGAUUGUUGGUGGGUCGCGCGACUACACGGGUGCGCCUUUCUUCGCCAGCAUGUCUUCCAUGCGUCUUGGUAGCGACCUAUGCUACACCAUCUGCACUCCUGACGCGGGCAGUGUGAUUAAAACCUACAGCCCGGACCUUAUCGUCAAUCGCAUUCUCAACCCCGACGUUCCCUUUGCUGAGGUCGAACGCCAAGUCGAUGCGUUGUUCGCGCGGCUCCACGCGGUUGUUAUCGGUCCUGGACUGGGAAGGGACGAGUUCAUGCAAAGCUGCGCGAGGCUAUGCAUCCAGCUGGCGAGGAAGAGGGAUAUGUACAUCGUGCUGGAUGCGGAUGCACUUUGGCUGGUCCAAAACGAACCCGAUGUCAUCGCAGGGUAUAGCAAGGCAGUACUCACGCCCAACAAGGCCGAAUUCGCCCGACUCUGCACCACACUCGGUGUAGAUGCAGAACAAGACCCCGACACUGCAGCCCGCCAACUCGCCAACGCUCUCAAGGGUCCAACGAUCCUCCAGAAGGGUGGCAUUGAUCGAAUCACGAAUGGAACGGAGGAGGCGCAUGUUGAUGCAGAGGGGUCGUUGAAGCGGUGUGGUGGGCAGGGUGAUAUCCUGGCCGGCUGUUUGGGCACGUUUGCUGGCUGGGCAGCGAUCUAUGCGCAGGAGCACUCGCCGCGCUCCACUGCAUCGUCAGCCGGCGAGCUGGCGCAGGAUAACCUGUUGCUGUACGCAGGAUAUGGGGCUGCACUUACCGCGCGUGCAUGCAGUCGGCGGGCAUUCGAAAAGCACCGCCGUGCCAUGCUCGCCCACGACCUGCUCGUCGAGGUCGGCCCCGCUGCGGUAGGCGGUGGCGAGAGCGACUUGAGACACGACUCGAGCGCGGGUACCCUGUCCGCCGAGGUCUGGCAGGUGGUGAGGCCUUCGCUGAACGUGACGGGGAAGACGGCACAGCACGACCCUGUCGAGGUGCCGUUGAUGCUGCAUCCGGGAUACUUGGGCGCACUGAUCGCCAUGACGAGCAACGUUGGUGGUGCAAAGAAAGGGACUGCUGUGCCAGAUUUUGUCGAAAGAGGCGAGGCUUCGGAGAGACUGCACGACACACUGGCCAUUCCCACGUCAAGCUUUGAAGCAAAAUUGCUUCGGCUGCUCCGCGUCCGAGCCAAAAGUCGACGGUCGAGGAUGCGGAGGACCCUCGCCGGCGUAAAAGUGGAUUUGGCAAUUCGCUCGCCCAGCGCACUGCGCACUGCGCACGCGCCCACACCCGCAAAACCCUCGGCCUUAACUGCACGGCCGCCGCGCCGAGCUGCCUUGGCCCACAAAGCCAGACCCGCGUCUCGCGAGACCAUCAUCCUUCCGCCGCAUCCGCGCAUGGCCCUCGACGCACACGCCAGCAUGGACGCCGCCGACGCCAAACCCACCACAAAGAGGGUAUCCUACGUUCUGCCGCCUUGUCGUAGCCCACCUGCUACCUUCGGCCUCCCGCCGUUGGGAGCCCCGCGCGGCUUCAACACCGGUCCCCUCCUCAUCCCGCGCGAGCGCAACCAGCCGCCGCCGCCGCCGCGGAAUGGAACCCAGCCGGCUUCGUCCACCUCUUCGCUGCCGUCCCUCUCGGCGGCUUCGUCGUCGAGCCGCUCAACCCAGUCCAACGCGCCGCUCACUCGCCAUCCACAGCACUCGCUCGCCGUCUCCUCGCUCGCCAUCGACACCACCACAUGCAUAGCACCCAGCUCCGAUGACGACAUCGACUCGGAUGACGACGACAUCGACGUCAACAAUGAUAGCGACCACGAUCAGGCUUCCCGUCAUCACUCUGUGCCGCCAGGCAUCCUCUACACCGGCGGCCGCGACGGCCUGGUCGGAGCUUGGGAGCUCGGCCUGCCCAUGCGCAAACGCAGCGCGCAGCGUAUACACCCGCACGAGGCGCACGACGACGAAUCCAUCGGCCUCCUAGCUGGCACUUCGGCGCUGCCCGGCCACGCCGAUGCCGAUAUCGACACGCUCGCAUACUGGCAGGCGGAUCCGCUGCGAGCCCAUCGCGCACGCCGCACCCGCUUCCGCCAGUGCGUCCAGUCGCACACCGACUGGAUCAACGACAUUAUCCUGUGCAACCGCGACCAGACGCUCAUCUCGGCCUCCUCCGACCGCACCGUCAAGGUGUGGAAUCCGCACGACCCCACCCACAGCCUCAGCCCGCACGUGCUCGGCACCCACAAGGACUACGUCAAGGCGCUGGCACACGCUUCCGAGUCCGGCUACGUCGCCAGCGGCGGAUUCGACAAGUGCAUCAAGCUCUGGGACAUUCGCGAGGCCAGAGCCGCACCCAUGCUCGAGCUCGACGAACGCGCGGUCAAGAGCUCCGUCUAUGCGCUCAGCGUCAACCCGAGCGGCGCGGUCAUCGCCGCAGGCUCCCCGGAGCACCACGUCAAGGUGUGGGAUCCACGCAGCGGCAAAAAGUGCGCAGAGCUCGUGGGACAUACGGACAACGUGCGCACCGUGCUCGUCAGCGAGGACGGCCGCUUCCUGCUCUCGGGCUCGGCCGACUCGACCGUGCGUCUGUGGUCGCUUGGCGAACAGCGCUGUCUGCACACCUUCACCCACCACGCCGACUCGGUGUGGUCGCUCUUCUCGGACCAUCCCACGCUCGACGUCUUCUACUCGGGCGACCGCCAGGGCUACGUGUGCAAGGUCGACUGGGAACGCUGCGCCGAGGUCUCCGAGGGCGAGUGCGUCGUGCUGUGCCAGGAGCGCGAUGCCGCCGCCGACGAUGAGCUCGAAGACAGCCUCGAUGGAGACCACGACUCGUAUAGCCAUCCCGACCUGCACAGGCGCGUCGCCAAGGCGGGCAUCCAGAAGAUCAUCGCGCUCGACGACACCUACUUCUGGACCGCCACGGGCAACACCAGCGUCAACAGGUGGAGAGACGUGCCGAGGCGCGCAGAGAGGGAAGCCAUCUAUCCGAUCGGAGGCCCGCAUACGCGCUCGCGCGAGCUGCUGCACCGCAACUCGUUCGGCAGCCCCAGCAUGCAUCGAGCCAGCGUCGAGACCGGGCGCUCGCCCGAGUCGCUGCAACUCGCACACCAGCCCUCGGUGACGUUUGCCGAGCCCGACAUUGCGGCGAACCACCGCGCACAGGCGGCGAGCCACGCCGCAGAGGCCUCGGCGACGUUCUCGGCGCUCCAGACGGGCAUGGGCUUGCCGCCUGCCGACGUGCCGCUGGCGGCCACCAUGCACGGCAUUCCCUUCGACAGCCUCCUGAGUCUUGCGCCCAUCAGCGAUCCGUACGGCGACAAGAUCGGGCUCGGCAGCGUGAGUAUGCGCGACCCGCGCGCGCACGCCGACGACUCGAUGCUCGCCAGUGGCCCGCUCAGGUCCAUCGCCAGCCGCGUCUCGAUGGAUCAGUCGAGCAUCAUGGUUGCGUCGGCCGCGCGGUCGCCUGUGGCGGCGCCGUUCAACAACCAGCUGGCCAACGUGCAGGCGAUGGACAUGCCUAAUCGACCCGCGAGCACGCGCUCGGCGAGUCUGCGCUUCGCGCCCACCGAUCAGACGUUCGAGCCCGAGGGUCUGGGCAAGUCGUGGGAGAGCGGCUCCGAGACCGACGCUUCCGCGGGCGCAGGGCAGGCAGGUAAGCUUCGCUUCCGCCAGCGACCGGCGGGUGGAGCGGUGGGCGGCAUCGAUGAGGAUGCCGACGACGACGACGACCAGGCGUACCAGGCGCGGCUGGCGUUCGAGGACCGCGAGCUGGCCGAGGAGGCACGUGCGCUACGCCGCCGACCGGAUGCGGUGAUCCGGGGCUCGCACGGCCUCAUCCGCUCGUCCAUGCUCAACGACCGGCGCCACGUGAUCACGAUCGACAGCACGGGCGCCGUGAUGCUGUGGGACAUCAUCAAGGGCGUGUGUCUGGGCGACUUUGACCGCGACGAGGUGGAGCGUGCGGCGCUCGAGUCCAACCUGAUCCCCUACACUUUUCUGCGCAAGUGGCGGCCCGAACAGACGCCCGGCGACACGCUCGAGGUGGUCAAGGAGCGCAUCGAGGGCCAGGGCGUCACGCCGCUCUGGUGCUCGGCAGAGACGCGCGGCGGCGCACUCACCGUGCACGUCGAGGAGCCGCGCUGCUUCGAGGCCGAGUUCUAUGUCGACGAGUUCAAGGACUGCCUCGAUCCGAGCUUCUUCAAGGAGGACCAGCGCGGGCAGGUCGCGCGCUGGCUGCUGCGCAAUCUCUUCGCCGGGUUUGUCGAGGCAGAGAGUACGAUGCGCAAUGCGGCGCGCAGCGAUAAUGUCCUGCCCGAGACGCCCGCGUGGGACCGCAUCGCGAGGGUGCAUAGGAGCGGGCCAUUCACGCCGGGCAUGACCAUGGGGCUCGCAACGCCUGCCAAGACGCCCGCGCUGCCAUCGCAUCCGUCCAAUCCGCUCUUCCUCGGGCUGACGCCCGGCGACCGCACCGCGCUGCCCACCGCCUCGACGCUGCAAGGCGCGUCGGACUACUUUUCCGCCCAGGGCUCCAACCCAGCGGGCGCGGCGGCAUCGGCGGCGCGUGUGCCGCAGACGCCAGGCACGCGGUCCGACGAGGCCGCCAACGGCCAGCCCGUCACGCCGGGUGUGGGCGUGGGAGCGGCCAACGGCAACGGCACGGGUGGCGGGAGCGGCUUCAUGAACAAGUUCCGGUUCGGCAAGAAGCAGGCGGACAAGGCGGAUGCGGGCGUGGACUCGGCGGACGAGGCGAAAAAGAAGGCGGCCGAGGCGGCGGCGGAAGCGAGCGACGAGUCGCAGCGCGUCGUGACGCACGCACAGCGUCUCGACGAGCUGUUCAGCAAGGCGCUCACGCCGGCGUCGCUCGACGAGAUGCCGCGGCUGCCGCUGCCGCCCGAUACGGCGGUGAUCAUCUCGCAGUCGUCGGCCGACGCCGGUUCGUGGGAGGCCGUCUACCGCGGCCUAGUGAGCUGUACGGGCGACGACGCCGAGGUGCUCGAACGCACCGCGCCGCUCUGGCUGCUCGAGUGCCUGCUGAACAAUGGCGUGGUGGCGCGCGAGCCGGUCAAGCUCAGCUUUACGCUCACGCCCUGGCGGCCUGCGGGCGCGGACGGGUUUGGCGGGUACGGGCUGGGCGUGGAGCAGCCGAUGCCCGAGAUGCCCACGGGCAAUGCGCGGUUGACGGCAACGCGCUGCCUGCGCGUCAAGAAGGCGUGCUCGUACGUGGCUGAGAAGCUCGAGUUGGGCAGCCCGCGCAGCCGGACCGCCAGCAUCAAUGCGAGCACGCGCUCGAGCGUCGAUGCGGCCGCGGGCCCUGGGCUGGGCAUGACCAAGAACGCCGAUGCACAAGGUGUGCAGCACAACGCCGCUGUGGGCGCAGAGCUGGCUCCGCACGAGAUGAUCGAGAUCCUGUGCAACGAUGUCGUGCUGCCCGUCGACGUGACGCUGGCCCAGUGCCAGAGGUUCUAUUGGCGCGCAGGCGGAGAUAUCAAGCUCGAGUACAGGAGCAAGCGAAGCGAGUAG